Achroia grisella is the source of this 4497-nucleotide messenger RNA. RefSeq names its product neither inactivation nor afterpotential protein C (gene ninaC). Lineage: Eukaryota; Metazoa; Arthropoda; Insecta; Lepidoptera; Pyralidae. Gene Ontology annotation, biological process: protein phosphorylation. Bases 1 to 4497 code for a protein of 1498 amino acids. Gene Ontology annotation, cellular component: myosin complex. The record is from RefSeq and is a predicted model, not a curated record. Gene Ontology annotation, molecular function: ATP binding; protein binding; protein kinase activity. The transcript is spliced from 16 exons.
AUGAAGGAGGGUCUUAACAUUUCCACUCUUCCAAAUCCAUUGCAACGAUAUGAGCUUGGUACAAAACUUGGGUCUGGAAUCUUUGGUGAAGUAUACAAAGCAAUUGAUACACAAGCUGCUGGAAAAACUGUUGCUGUUAAAGUCCAAAUUAAUACAGACGAUAACGAAAAUCACAUACAAGAAGAAUAUAAGAUUCUAAGAGAUUUUACUAAACACCCUAAUGUAAUAGAUUUCUAUGGAGUAUUCUGUGAGAGGUCAGAAGAUGUUAAGAAAAUAUGGUUUGUUUUGGAGUUGUGCGAAUGCGGAUCUGUUAUCGACAUUGUCAGAAAGCUACUUGCGGUUGACAGAAAAAUGUCCGAGGAGCACAUCGCAUAUAUCCUGAAAUAUACAAUCAAGGCGGUCGUUUAUUUACACGAGAACAAAGUGAUACAUCGGAAUAUUAGAUGCAGUAAUAUUUUAAUCACUAGAGAUGGAGAAGUGAAACUUUCGGAUUUUGGUCUGUCAUGUAAAUUAAAUGGAACGCUUGGAAAACGUAAUACAAACAUUGGAUCUCCAAGCUGGAUGGCCCCUGAAGUCGUGACGUGUAUUGGAGGUUAUGGGAAUAGAGCCGAUGUGUGGGCUCUAGGUAUAACUACAAUUGAAAUGGCAGAUGGCAAAGGUCCUUUUCAAGAAAUGCACCCUACCAGGGCUUUAUUUCAGAUUGUCAGAAAUCCACCACCUAAUCUAUCAAAACCAGCUAUGUGGUCCAAUGACCUCAAUGAUUUUAUUACAGAAUGUUUAGAAAAAAACCCUGAACAUCGACCAUAUAUGAUGGAAUUAGUAGAGCAUCCAUUCAUAAAAUCUGUACCGGAAAAUGAUUAUCACCUAUCAAUGGAAUUAAAAUUUUUAGCAAAAGACUUAAAAGAAAUAGAAGCCCCAAAUAAGCCGCUGGAAAGAAUAAUAAAAAACGGGGUUUUAAUAACCGAAGGUUCUCAAAAUCCAGAAAUUAUGCAAGUGGAAGAUUUGGCAGCAUUAGAAAAUUUAACUGAAGAUAAUUUACUAGUUGAAUUGCAAACUAAAUUAGCAAAAGGUUUCUUUACAUCUUUUGUUGGAGAUAUUCUUCUCAUACUCAAUCCUAACACAUGUGAUGAUAUUUACAAUGAAAGUUAUCACAAAAAGUAUGAAUGUAAAAGCAGAUCUGACAACAAGCCGCAUAUAUUCGCAGUAGCCGAUAGUGCAUAUCAAUAUGCCUUGCACCACAAUGAACCUCAGCACAUAGUAUUUACUGGAGAAAGCAAAUCAGGCAAAACAACAAAUAUGAUUCACGCAUUAUCACACUUAACCUAUUUAGGUGCUAUGAAAAAUAAUACAGCCGAAAGAGUACAGAAAGCUACAAAAAUUAUUCAAGCUGCGAUUACUGCCUCUACACCUAUAAACACACAUUCUACCAGAGCAAUUUUUCAAAUACAAGUGACAUAUGGAAGUUCAGGAAAACUUAGCGGUGCUAUUUUUUGGCUUUAUCAAUUAGAAAAGUGGCGUGUAUCAUCUACUGAUAUGAGUCAGGCAAAUUUCAAUCUAUUAUAUUAUUUCUACGACGCAAUGGAAACAGCAAAUAGGUUAGAAGAAUUUAGUUUGGAGAAAAAUAGAAAACAUAGGUACUUAAGAAUACCAGAAGAAUUGGCGAAACCGACGAUUAGCGUAAGAGAAAGUCCUGAUCAAAACUCAGAAAAUUAUAAAGAAUUUAUAGAAAACUUGAAAAUAUUAGAUUGGGAGGAACUAGAUAUCAACUUUCUUCAAACAGUAAUAGCUGCGAUUCUUGUUCUCGGUAAUGUGAAAUUUAAAGAUGAUAAAAAUGGUUCCGCUGAAAUAGAAAAUCCUGAAGAAGCUAAAAAAGUUGCUAAAUUGUUAUGUCUUGAAGAAGCAAAAUUCCUGUGGGCCCUUCUUAACUAUUGUUUAGUUGAAAAUGGGACGGCGGUAAAAAGAAAACAUUCUACUGAUGAAGCGAGAGAUGCAAGGGAUACUUUAGCUAGCGCUUUAUAUAAAAGACUAAUCGAUUGGAUGUUUAAUUUGAUAAAUUCGAAAUUGUCAUUUAUGAGAUCAGUUUUUGGAGACAAAUAUUCUGUCAGUUUGUUAGACAUGUUUGGCUUCGAAUGUUUUCAUAGAAACCGAUUAGAACAGCUAAUAGUCAAUACUACAAACGAACAAAUGCAAUUUCUGUACAAUCAAAGAAUAUUUGCAUGGGAAAUGCAAGAGGCAGCAGAUGAUGAAGUUACUACGGCUUCCUUACAGUUUUAUGAUAACAAAAAUUCCGUUGAUCAACUUAUGAGUAGACCAAUGGGUCUAUUUUAUAUUCUGGAUGAAGCUAGUCAAAUAGGAAGUGGACAGGAAUACAUUAUGAGUAAAAUAAGAACAACAUGCAAAGGACCCUACAUAAGAUUAUCUGGAAGCCACGAAUUUAGUGUAGCUCAUUACACAGGCAAAGUAAAUUACGACGCCCGAGAAAUGGCUGACAAAAACAAAGAUUUCUUGCCCCCCGAAAUGAUAGAAACUAUGAGAGCUUCGACAAAUACCACAGUGCAACAGUUAUUCAAAAACAAAUUAACUAAAACUGGUAAUCUGACAAUGUCGCCGAACCAACCAAAAGUAACAGUAGUGAGGUCGAAAUCAGAGAAAGAAAUAGAGAAUACAAAAGCAAGAAAAUAUAACACAGUAUCAAGAGGUCAAUUUUCACAAGUGCACAGAAUGAGAACAGCAGCCGCAACAUAUCGUGCAUGCAGCUUAGAAAUCCUCAAACAAUUGUCUAUAGGUCCUGGUAGUGGAGGAACACACUAUGUGAGAUGUAUCAGAACCGACCUUAAUGGCAACCCAAGAGGAUUUCAGACAGAGGUCGUUAAACAACAAUUAAGAGCUUUAGCAGUUUUGGACACCGCUAAGGCUCGUCAAAGUGGAUUUCCUUGUCGAAUACCAUUUGCCGAAUUUAUUCGCCGGUAUCGGUUCUUAGCUUUUGAUUUUGAUGAGACUGUAGAAGAAACUAAGGAUAAUUGUAGACUAUUAUUAAUUCGGCUGAAGAUGGAAGGUUGGGUAUUGGGAAAAACUAAAGUAUUCCUUAAAUAUUACAACGAAGAAUUCUUAUCAAGGUUAUAUGAAACACAAGUCAAGAAGAUCAUAAAAGUGCAAUGCAUGAUGCGAGCAUAUUUGGCUAGAAGGAACGCUAUAAAGAGUAAAGCCAAAAUAAUACACAUAAAAGAAAUAAAGAAACAACAGUCUUUGAACGUAUCGCAAGAUGAAGCUGCACUGUUAAUACAGAAAGCAUAUCGUGGUUAUAUAGUACGAAAGGCGUACGGUCCGCUUAUCAACAAAAGCACGGGCCAGAUAGAUGAAGAAACAGCUACAUUCCUCAAAAGGUACGCCAUGAAGUGGAAAAGCCGGUCUAUAUUUCAAGUUCUACUGCAGUACAGAGCUGUUCGUUAUCAGGACUUAGUACACUUUUCGCAACAGGUGCAUAUCUACAACCAAGCUGUAUUAGAAGCACUCCUAACAACUAGCACCUCAGUACUUUUAGACAGAGUUGAUCCGCAAGCAAAAGAAUGUGACUUUCUUGGGUCUGGACCACAGACAGUCUGGAAACUUCCAUUUCGUAUAGAUCAACUGCAGUAUUAUGAUACGUCAUAUAUGUGCGAUCCCUGCGCUAAAUCCACUGACACAUUUGCCAGUCAAUACGAUUCAGACCACGAACAGUGGGACGAACCGUUGAAACGUCGAUUUAGUACAACACAAACAGAGGCCACUGUGGUAUCGACUAGUACACAGACGCUUAUGACCGUGCCAUUCUGCAGAGACCCCACGCAACCUGUGCCAACGUUACCACCCGAACCAGUUAAAACUUCAACUAUUACUAAACAAUUAAGUAAAGAUGGUCAAAAUAUCCGACCCACUGUAUACAAAAAGAAAUCUGCCCAAUCUACUCAAGCUUACUACCAGCCGCCUGAACCCUGGGUGAAACCGCGCGAUGACACUAAUAUACUAGAAGAUAGCGUUCCAAAACUAAGGAAAACAAAUUAUAGUAGAAGCUUAUAUGGCAUUGAUGGUCCAAACUUGCAAAACCCAAUUAAAGAGUUGCAAUCGUUAGCAAAAUCGACGAGUGAUAUGACCGGCGAUGACCCACCGUUUAAUUUCCAAGCGAUGUUAAAAAAGACACCACGAAACAGAGCAUCUAUGAAGAGGUCUGGUGAAACAGAUAAUGGUAUAUUAGAAGAUAGAACAGGCAAAGGUGUUAUUGUGCGUGGUAAGGUUUCCUCUGGUAAAGUAACACCGGUUAGUGGCAAAGCCAGCCCAGCUCCGCCGCCCCCGCGUAAUGCAAGCAAGGAAUUGUUGAGGAAAGAUUCAAAAGAUGUAAUAAUGUCAGCACUAAAUAAAGAUACCAAGACGGAUCUAAUUUGCACUUUUGUUGACAACAACUUACAAAUAGUUCAACUAGCCCCAGGAAUCACCGUUGAAGGAAACGUUACUGAUUUAUAA